Molecule: messenger RNA, 1341 nt
Organism: Cylicocyclus nassatus
Lineage: Eukaryota; Metazoa; Nematoda; Chromadorea; Rhabditida; Strongylidae
Source: the annotation of a GenBank genome assembly
AUGUCUGAUGAGCAGAUGCAACAGCCGAACCAGCCAGGCGGACCAUCGCAUCUUAUCGCGGCUCUAAGUUCGCGGGGUGGAGGAGGACCACAACAACAACAGCAAGUGCAACCCGGCGGUGGGCCCAUCCGAGUUCAGCUCCAACAGCAAGGCCGUGCCCCGAUACCGUACCCGCAAGGGGCAGGAGGACAGCCGGCACCCCCGCAGAUGCGAACGGUGCAGCAGGUGUAUCAGCCGUCGUCGAACGGUGUGCCGCAGCAGCGCAUUGUCCAUCAAAUUGCUCAACGUCCAGUGAUGGGACAGCCGGCUCAGAUGAUGCGAGUGAGUAGUGCGCCUCAGCCAACCAUGCAGAUUGUGCAUACAGGACCACCACCACCACAGCAAAUUCAUGUCUCUUCAUCCCCUAUCAUGGGCCUGCGGCUGCCACCUCCACAACCGCAACAGACUCGUGCCCAGCUUGCGCUACUUCCUGGUGGCCAACCUCCACCUCCUGGAACUAAUGUACAGCCGAUGCUAGCUCCACCCAGUUCUAAUGGCUCGAUCAUGGAUAGGACGCGCAUUGAUGAACUGGCCAGACAAACUAGUGCUAAUACAGUGUUAGACAAUGUUGUAAAGGAUAUGCUCUGUGACUACACCGACGAAUUUGUGAACGAGCUCGUAAGUCAUGUCUGCAAGCUGGUCAAACAUCGCGGUAAUCAUCGAAUCGAGGCUAGAGACGUGGAAUUCGUACUCGAUAUGGUGUACAAGAUGCCGUCAGCUCCGCGUGCUUCUGUCCAUGUAUUCGGCGCUCCGGCGCCAAUACGCCCAGACCGUAUCACUCCUCAGCCCACUGAGGCGCAUAAACAACGCAUGUUGCUGAUUAAGAAAGUGGCAACAGAAGCGGAUCUUAUAGAAGCUCUUGAAACAUCUGGUUUGAUUGCUUAUGUGGCAAUCAUACCGGCUCACAAUAUGGCUCUGGUUGAAUUCGAGGACAUCGAGGUGCGAAAGUCUCUGAUGCAAGCACUAGUGGAGUUCGAAAGUGCUGAAAUCGCCAAAAAAGCGAAACAUGCCAUCAAUGGUGCCGAUAUCUAUUCUGGAUGCUGUACGCUAAAGGUCGAGCUCGCUAAGCCAGACUAUGUCAAGGUGACACGGCAAGACAAUGAUCAGUUUGAUUUUACUUUGCCCAACGCCGCAUUGGAAUUCUCGUAUGGAGACGGAAAAAAGCGAGCGCCCCUCUAUCAGCUAGAUGUCUUUCCAAGCUUAUUAGGAGCUGCCUCAUGGGCCGGUAUUGGGCAUCGUCUGCGGCCAGAUGGUGAUGAUACUUUCAGUGAUCACGUGGGACAGCAGUUUCGUAGCGAGUGA